This is a messenger RNA of Lingula anatina, 9555 nucleotides long. RefSeq lists its product as uncharacterized. The record is from RefSeq and is a predicted model, not a curated record. Lineage: Eukaryota; Metazoa; Brachiopoda; Lingulata; Lingulida; Lingulidae.
AUGCAAUCCCAAGAGCUAAGUGCGACAGAUGGACGUGAAAGCUGGAUGAGGUUUAUAUUACAGAACCAGAAAUUUUGGUACCAUGUUCUAACAGCUAAAGGUCCAAAUGUAUCAUCAGUGCAUCGUCAUAAAUCCUAUCAUCAGAUGUUGCUGGCAUUGCAAGGCAUUCUGGAGAGUAUUUUGAGCAAGAAUAUUUCAUUGAAGUCAUUUGAUCAUUUGCUCAAAUUAUUUGAGACCUUUGGAAGAAGUGCUUGUUUUGAGUUACUUUCUGCAUCAGAUCCCCAAGGUAAAUGUAAUAAAAGAGAGGUGGAGAAAGCUGUUUCAGAAUCUGAGAAGAAAAUAGAGGAGAGAUGGGAGCAGUUAGAACACUUAAAGGCACUCGAUACACUUGUUUUAGAGCCAGCUAGUACACACCAGCAUUUUUCUAAGAUAGGAGAACUUAGUGAAAUUAUUAAAAGGUGUUGUAAGCAACUGCAAAGACAGGCAGAUAUCAGCGUCAGAGAAAUUGGACUUAAAUCAUUUUGGGGGUCAUUUGAUGGCCUAUGUAAACCUGCAAAGGUAAUUUACCCAUACUUAGAAUCUACAGUUUUCAUCAAUGUUUGCAUGAGUCUUAUACAAUCUGUUGGCCCUCAUAAUCAGGAGCAGUCGAACAAUGAAACCCUAACAGGGAUGCCGUAUGAUGCGGAGCCAACUUCUGUAGACAGUGGAUCUUCAGCAGUCAAUGAAGCAGACUUGGAAUCAUAUGUCAUACGAAUUGCUACACAAGGCAUUCACAAAUAUGUUUUGAAAUUUGAAAGCUUUUUUGUAGAUGAAGACAUGUUGUUACAAGAUAUAGGGCAAAUGUUCCAAGGUAGUGACCCUUUAAAAGAAUGUGAACUAUUAGAAAUGCUUCAGAGACGAAUGUUUCCAAAACCAGUUCAUGACAGACUUCAAAAUUUCCGUGCAUUAAUGAAAAUGGCUAAAUUGGUCAAGAGUAUGAAAAUUGUUCUUGCAGCAUUUAAAGUGACCAUUGAGGAAAGCAGUGAGUUUGGCUGUGCCAUAGUAAACUUUUCCAAAUAUUUUGAUAAUCCUGAAAAAAUAGGUCUGUUUGAAUUGAGUGAUACUAUUGAUAUGGUCCAAAAAGUAAUCAAAGGCUUUGAUCAAAUGGAAACUUGGAAUGUUAUAGAAGAAUUGUCACAAUCACAAGCACUUCUGGAAUUUCUUAGAGAGAUUAUUGAUGAGGACAUCAGGAAUUUGAUAGAUGCAGUUGAAGAACACGCUGAGCAGUUUGUUUCAGAAUCCACAGUCUCUGAGCUGAUCGCAGUGAAGCAAUUUAUCCAGCCACUUAUAAAAUCUGAGAGUACAUGCCUGACCCAGCCUGAAAUGUUUUUCUACACACUGCAGCAAUGUGUGAAUGAUGGUCCCAAAGAUAUGUCAGGGAAAAUUCGCAACUGUAUGGAUCAUCUACAUAGUUUAAAGGCUCUGUAUGCAAAUGUUGCCAAUAGAGGAGAAAUGACCAAAGAGAUCAUUAGAAAUGUAUUAAAGGUAGGGCAAUUCAGGUUUGGUCUUUAUAGUGACCAUGUAUGUCAGACAACAGUAUUCUGCGAGACAGAUGAGAAAACAACAAGUUAUGGUAUAAAUGACUUGAAUGACCUGCGAAGCAGAGCACUUCUUCUCAACAAUGCAGAAGAAACAAACUUAAUCAGUGGUGACCAUGUCAGUGCUCCCUUGGAAAAUGUAGAAUUGGAUAAGUUUAUUGCAGCUGUGGAUUCUGCAUAUGAAAUAUCCUCUGUCUGCACUCUGUUACACAUUUCUGGUCAUUUUAGAUAUCGACAGUUUGAAAGAAAAAAAUUGGAAAUAUGCCAGUUAGAGGAUAUAUUGCUGAGCCUGAAAAAAGACUUAAAUGACUGGAAUGAAGAUCUGCAACGAGCAAGGGAUGAAUGUUAUUAUCUGAAUUUCAUUCAUGCUGACCAGUUAUGGACACUUCAUGACUACUUUACACAUAACAUUCUUGAUUCAUCUUAUGAACAGGCACUAGGGAUUCUUUCCUUUAUUUGCCCUGGUGCUAAUGCUCCAGAGGGGUUUGUUAGUGAUGUCUCUUCCUUUGAAUCACAUAGUAAUCCAUAUCAAACUUUGGUGGAGAUUGGUAAAGCAUUGGAAUCAUACUUCAAGUCCGCUAUGCCCACUUUGAGACCAAUAUAUGGAGUUUCACAUGAACCAAGAAAGGAAGUAGUAGCAACCAUGGAUUCCAUGGUUCAACCAGGGCAAUUAUAUGUUGCAACAUUGGACAGAGAAAGUCGCCAGAUUGUUCCAGUAAUUCUAGAGUUGUACGCCUUUACUACUGGGCUUUAUCCAGAACCCCAUCAAAUUUUGUUUGCAAAUCAGAGUACAAGUAGUGAUGAGAUUCAGUUGUUUUUAAGGCGUUGCAUGAAGUCAGUGUCUCGUGGGAAAUCAGCUUUGUACUGUAUUACAAAUGUUGAAGCUCUACCAGGUGACCUGCAAUUCUAUCUUGUUGAUGAAAUUCAGUCUUACUUGCAACAAGAUGGUGCAUGUAAGAAUGAACAUUUUCUCCUGGCUAUCAUUUGUAGAGGCGGAGCGCAUCAUUCAUUGGUUGACCAAUUUUCUGAUUUUACCCACAGAAUUCAGGGAAUGCAGAAUGGGAUGCUUCAUGAGUGUCUAUCCAAGCUUGAUAGAGCAGUAACAGUUGUAACCUCAGAAGUACCUGGGCUUGGCAAAACAGAAGAAAUUUUACAAAAAACCGCAGAAGCUGGACAGGCUGUUAUAACUUUCCCAAUAAGUGGGCCAUUCAAGAGAGAUGUCACCGUGAAGAGACUGGUUGACACCAAAGUAACCAAGAGCCAAGCACUCCAUUUGAGCCUCGAUACUGUGGAUGAUCCCAGAGCUUUGGAUGAAUUCAUAUUUGAGCUUUUGGUCAUAGGGACAGUGAAGGCAGGAACAUCUUUAUUCCACAUGCCUACAAAAAGCAUCUUCAUAGAGGUUAGCAAUACAAUAGGGGAUCAUCUUGUUAAUUCCUUAUGUGCUGUUAUGUGUUUUAAGAGAAUACAUCUGCAAUGGAAAAAUUAUAAAAAUUUGCGAGUGAGUGAAGAAAUCACAAGUCCUGUGCAGGUGGUAUGUCAUUAUUUGAAAGCUUUGGAUCAAGCAACGUUGGAUACCCAGGAUAUCAUUUUUCAUGACCAAAGAGCUCCAAGACCUUUACCAGGAUCAGCCUGCCAGGAUCUGCUUAAAAAACAUUUCAGUUCAAACCCAGAUAUGUCAUUUGCUAUACUAAACAUUUUUAUCAAUGUCCUCUCAGACCAACUGAAGAAACUCUCUGCAAGUUUUUUCUUCAAAGCAUCAAGUCUCCAUGCAAUGCUUGGUGAAGAAAAGCCACAGACAGUACGCUCCAGUCUUGUGAGAGCACUCAUAGAGGUUUCAAAAGAAUUCUCUGCAAGAUCAAUCACUAGUUGUAAGGAGCAGCAGUCUUUAGCUUUGUCGCACAUGGAGCAAAUACAAAAGCUUCAGAUUGAAACAGAAAAAACAGAAGACAGUACAACAUGUAUGUUAGUUAGAGUGCAAAGUAUGAUAAGGUGGAGUGAUAGCAACCAUUUUUUGGUCUUCUUUCAUAGUUCAGAUUUCCAAACAAUCUCAAUGUUGUAUAGGUCCUUGGAUAAAGUACCAAAAAGACUAAAAGAACUCUUCAAGACUCAAUUUGAGAAAUCACUUCCAGAGAUGAAGAAUCUGUCACAAGAGCAGCUGAAUGAAAUGCUGGAGAAGAUAGCAAGGACAAAGCCAAUUUGUUCUCAAAGAAAGGCUUUAUCAGUUAUUGCCGAGAAAUAUGCUUUGACACCAGACAAUCUGCUGAAGAUGGCAUUGAUUAUCAUGAGAGUCCGAGCUGGGAUUCCAGUUAUUAUAAUGGGGGAAACUGGAUGUGGCAAAACAAGUCUCAUAAAGUAUCUUGCCUUGACUUGUGAAGUUGACCUUACAACUUUUAACAUUCAUGCUGGUAUACAAGAGGAAAAGAUUUACAAGACAGUCAUGGAUCUUGACCGAAAGGCAAGUGAAGACCUUGACAACUCAUAUUGGUUGUUCUUAGAUGAAAUUAAUACUUCCCAAUACCUUGGCUUCCUGAGUGAAAUCAUCUGCCACAAGUCCUGCAGAGGACAACCACUAUCACCCAAUCUAGUAUGCAUUGCAGCUUGCAAUCCUUACAGACAACGUGAAGAACAUCAGAUAUAUUCUGCUGGCUUACAGGGUAAAGUAAAGAUGGACUCCCAGUCAAAAUUAGUCUACAGGGUGUACCCUCUUCCAGAAAACAUGAUAGACUAUGUGUGGGACUAUGGUACCUUGGAGCCAAAGGAUGAAAAUUGUUAUAUCUCGCGGAUGGUUGAAGAUAUAAAGUCAGCAAAACAGAACCAGAUUGUUUGUGUGAUUGUGGAAUCGCAAAAGUUCAUGAGAAAAACUGAGCAUAGUGACUGGUGUGUAAGUCUUCGGGAUGUUCACAGAUGCAAGAUAUUGAUCAAGUGGUUCAAUGAAAAUCUACCUAAGAAGACAAGUGCUUCACCAAAUAAGCCACCUCAUGAUCAUUCUUCAUGCAUGGCCCUAUCUUUGGAGGACAAAGCCAUCAUAUUAGCACUGGCCCAUUGUUACUUUGUGCGUCUUUGUAACACUCAAGACAGAGCAGAAUAUGUGAAGCUUAUUGCAGAGAAACUUUGCACUUCUGCUGAAGCAGUUUCUUGUGUUAUAAGGAAGGAGCAGGAAGAUCUUUUAGACAGAAUGGAGCUACCUGAAGGAACAGCUAAAAAUACAGCCCUCAGAGAAAAUGUGUUUGUCAUACUUAUUUCAAUUUUGAAUCGCAUCCCUAUAUUUGUUGUUGGCAAACCAGGUUGUAGUAAAUCACUUUCAAUGCAGUUAAUUCGAAGCAAUUUACGAGGUAAAGAUUCACGCGAUACAUUUUUCAAAGAACUGCCUCAAUUGUUAGUGGUUACAUAUCAGGGAUCUGAGUCUUCAACUGCAGAAGGAAUUGAAAAGGUGUUCAUCAAAGCUAACAAUUACAGUGAGCACAACCUUCAGUCAGAUGUUCUACCAGUUGUGCUGCUUGACGAAGUAGGGCUUGCUGAGAUGUCUCGACAUAAUCCCCUAAAAGUGCUUCACAGCUUAUUGGAACCUGCUCAUGGUAAAUUUCCUGACAUAGCUGUCGUAGGUAUUUCUAACUGGGCCCUAGAUGCAGCAAAAAUGAAUAGAGCAAUUCAUCUAUCUAGACCAGACUUUGAUGAGACUGAGCUAUAUAAAACAGCCUUAUCAAUAAGUGGGGCAGCUGGUAACUGCCAACAUGAGAGUAAGGGGUAUCUCAGAACACUUGCUGGUGCAUACAAUGAUUACCUAAAACAUCAACGGCAUCAAAACUUCCAUGGCCUACGUGACUAUUAUUCUCUCAUCAAAUAUGUCACAGCUGACAAGAAAGCUUUUGGGUAUCAAUGUAAUAGAGAUGUGAGACUAAAACAAAUCAAUAUGGGCCUCUUGCGUAAUUUUGGAGGUCUUUCAGUCGAAAGAAAUGACAUUGUGAAUGAAUUUAUGGAGAAAGUCGGGGGAGAUUGCAAGUUAGAUAUCAGUGUUGAUAAUCUUGUGAGACAAAACCUCCAGGAUGAACUAGCACGACAUCUAAUGCUAAUCACUAAUGGAGACUCAGCUGUAGGGAUUUUGGAAAGAUCCCUGAAAAUACUGGAUCGUGAAUAUGAAGUUAUAUUUGGAAGCCAGUUCGAGGAAGACCAACAAGAGGAGUACAAUUACAGAAUUUUAAGCAGAAUCAUUUUGUGUAUGGAACGUGGUAUUAUUCUUAUUCUCCGAGAUCUUGAAAACAUAUACGGAAGCCUUUAUGAUAUGCUGAAUCAAAAUUACACUAAUGUGGGGAAAAAGCGCAACUGUCGCAUUGCACUAGGCCCAAACAGUAACCCAAUGUGCCAUGUACAUAAAGAUUUCCGCUGUAUUGUACUUGUUGACCAAAGCAAAGUUGAUUACUCAGAUCCUCCAUUUCUGAACAGGUUUGAAAAGCAGCUUCUCAGGUUUGGAGAUGUACUUACCAGUCACCAGAAAAAUGUUAUUAAAGACCUAGAGAAUUGGGUGUGUGAUAUCUCAACAAUACAAGGCCUUCCGUUCAAUCAUGAAGAUGUGUUUGCAGGUUUUUAUCAAGAUACUUUGGCAUCAUUGGUUACAAAACAAUGCCCAGGUGAAGAUGAAAUAUAUGGCACCAGAGAAAUUCUUGAAAAUUGUAAAAGAAAGUUGCUUCUGGUUGGAACACCGCAAGGAAUAAUCCGAGCAACAAGGUCAACAAUGGGAAAAAGUAUGCCACAGGAGGUCAGAAAGAUACAACAUAUGUAUUUUCAGUACCCCUUGUAUGAUGGCCUGCAGACAUUUUUAGAGACUAUAUUGACCAUGCCAGAUGAUGAAGCAUCAUCAGAUCUGCUUCAAGAUGCUUGGGAUAACGGAUCUGGUGUCAAGAUAGUUGUUUUGACUCACAGCAAUAUCCAUGCCCCUAUUCAAAUUGGGCCUCCUUUCAAUUGCCUGCCUUUAAAGCUAGGAGCCUUUAAGUCAGAGAAGCAACUUACAGCACGGGUAAAGAAAUACUGGAUUGAAGAUAAGGAGGAUUUGCUUAUUUUACAGUGUAGGCCAACGACAGAUGCUGUACAUAUGCUGUUGGCAAAGACCAUUAUAGAACACUGUAGACAAGAGUAUGUGCAGCAGUUAACCGAUUCCUCAUUAAAGAAGCAUGUUUGCAUCCUUGUUCACAUGGAUCACAAUUCUUCUGAAAUAGGCUGGCAGUUUAACUUUCUCUCGAGAUGUUUGUUAGUAUAUUUAGAUCGUCUUGACAAACCAAACAGUAAAUUGCAUGCUCUACUAGAGAAAAGUAUUGUGGACAUAUUGAAAGAAGGAGAUGUUAAUUUACAUGAUACCAUCAAGCAAAAUUUCUUGUGGGCUCUAAUCACUCGUAUAACAUACGCAGGAAAACAACCAUCUCUGGAUGUUGUCACAGAUAUCAUUUGCUCUGCUUGUAAGUCCAAAGAAUUUAUUAGCUGCUUUGAAGAUGCCAUUCUCAACUGGCUUACGGUGAAUGGAUUUUCUGAAACUAGAUCUAUGUUUGAUUCUAAGGCAUGGCAACUGGAUGUUGUAUGUGACAAGCAGGCUUUGGAGAAUUCAAGCUCCCUUCAAGAAGCACUGGAAAGGCGUGUAAAGCAGUGCUUGUCAUGGCCCUUGGCUAUGAUAGUUUACCAGCUGGAAUGCUCAUCAGCAUGGGCUAGUUUUCUCCAUUACCUAGGUGAUAAUGAAGCAGAUGUCCAGAAACGGGCAAUAUGGAAGCAGCUUUUUCAAAAUCCAGAUAUUUUUCUCAUCUCUCAUUUGCAGCGACCCUUGCAUGCUGGGUGUUAUGUGUGCGAUUCCCAGCAGUUGAAUCUCAAAUUUCCAUUUAGUAAAGUGCUUUUUGCCCGUAUAGAUCAAGUUGAAUCCCUUUUUAUAGAGGACUUGAAAACUCUUUGUGAAAAUGAAGAUAACUUAGAUGAAAAUGGAGUGAUUAGAUUCAAGGUUCUUGGAAGGCAACAGCUUCGAUUCCAACCGGUUGUUCUUGGUUGUCUGUGUGAGGUUGAUUGUCACAUAGAUGCUUUUUAUUCUGAUCUGUUAGAGGAUUUCUGUAACUUACAAUCUGCAAAAUUGGCACCAUCCUUGGAGGAACAUACUAGAGUCCAGUCAAUGAAAACCCUUUUACUUCACCAAUUUCAAGUAAAUGCCAAUGAUGACAGAAAGAGUGUGUUAACAAGGGCCAUUUUGGCAUUUUGGAGAAAAAAAGGGCUAAUUGGUUCACUUUUGCAGCUACUAGCAUCGAUAUCAGUGCAUGGCAUUUUAGGUGAUGCCUAUAGUUUUCUUGCACAAGCUGUUGAAAGCUAUGAGCAACAGAGCGAGACAUUUUCAUAUGAUUCUGUACAGCAAACCCAUUACCCAGAGGUAAUGUCAAGCUUGCAAAGAAACAAAACACCUGAAUCAGGUCAUAAUGAUAUUAACCAAGUGUUUGCAACAAAUGAAUGCAUUGCAUAUGGCACCAGUGAAACCCUGGAUCACAAAGACGCAGAAGAAAUGACACCUACUCUACAACAACACCUUGAAGAAUGCAUAGAUUCUGUUGAAGAUGACACCUUUCAAACAGAACAUGGUGAAGUUGAUGAUAUGGAUGGAGCACCAAAAAGUUUUGCAAGUAGUGACGAUAUUGAAAAGAAACCAUUAGAACAAUUUAUUGUUGAGCAUGUUUGCAAAAGAAUUUUACCAACAAAAUCUGUUCUUCAUCUUUAUGAUGGGGCCGUUCACUGGCACAACAGAAUAAAUAUUUUACUGCAGUUAUCUUCAGAAGUAAUGUCACAAAGUGAAACUGGUGAAUAUCCAUCAGUGCUGCACUAUUUGCGUGUUUGCAAUGACUAUGUGAAUGUGUUGCUGAUUCCACACAAAUUGUCAGACGAUUUCAUUUUAAUGGAUAAAGUGCAUGAUACAGAAGAAAUUAUGGAAUCUGCUGAGUUAUUUCGACAAGUGCUUGAUAAGAUCUGUAAACUUCAUCUUGAAAACCAAAUUCCUGCAGAAAGAUUGGAACUUUUCAUUUGUUUGUAUUUUGGGCGAAUUCUUGAUGCAAAAAUAGAUACGGGUUUGUUUGAGGACAUAUUUCAGUUGGUCGGAAAAGGAAACAUGCCAGAUGAAAACCUGUGUUAUUUUAGACCAGUUUUACAAAGAAUUCUGCUAGCAGAAGAUGAAGAUGGGGCACUUCUGUUAAGAAUCAUUGAUGGAGAUGAGCAAAAAGUUUUUCAGGAAAAUUCUCAAUUGAAGCAGCUGGAUGAUGUAUUGAAAACAAAUUUUAAGAGGUAUGGUUGGAACAGUUCUCUUGCAGCUUUGGUUACUGACACAAUUGCAAGCAUGUACUUUGAGUCAUUGAGAAUUUGUUGGGAUAAAAAUGUGCCAAAUGAUUUGGAAGUGAAGAGAUUUUUUUCAUCAAAGAAGAACAUUAUAACAGCCAAGAAAACUACUUUGAAGUUGGUGACAAGUGUUGCCUUUGUGAAAUCCUUUUUUUAUAGCACUGACCAGGAAAUAGAAAACAUUUUAGAAGGCAAAGCUAACAAUAAAUUUCUCAUGGAUGAACUUCAUGCCCUGACAUGCAUUAGUGAUGCAGACUGCAGUGACAGAAGCACAGUUUUUGUUAGGUUUCUGCUGAAAUGGCUGCGGCAAAAACACAGCGUGGAAGGUGUUUGGCAUAUAUGCGAAAAAGCUGCAGAGUCCUUCAUAAGUUUGAAAAAUAUGGACUGGGGACCAUCGGUUACUUUAAGAAGGAUUAGCUACAACCCAUUUGCAACAUCAAAAUAUUACCAGGAAGCAAAACUAGCUUUCGGCAGAUCCAUAGUGAAGAAGGAAACUAUUCAGCUAGAUGAUUUCUUAAAUAUGGCUAAAAAUUCAUCUGACCACCAGAUGUCACUUUUGGGCAUAAUGUAUAGCAACGGGUGCUGUUUCAUCAAAGAUGUCUACACCAGGCUGUCCAGAUGUUGGACAGAAGAUUGA